Mycotypha africana is the source of this 1134-nucleotide messenger RNA. Its product is annotated as RNA polymerase II-associated. The record is from RefSeq and is a predicted model, not a curated record. Gene Ontology annotation, biological process: transcription elongation by RNA polymerase II. Bases 1 to 1134 code for a protein of 377 amino acids. Lineage: Eukaryota; Fungi; Mucoromycota; Mucoromycetes; Mucorales; Mycotyphaceae. Gene Ontology annotation, molecular function: chromatin binding; RNA polymerase II complex binding. Gene Ontology annotation, cellular component: Cdc73/Paf1 complex. The transcript has 5 exons.
AUGUCGAAAAGUAAAUUUCAUUCUGAUUACAUUUGUCGUGUUCGCUACCGCAAUACUUUACCAGCAUUGCCUCAUGCACCAAAAAUGCUUACGAUUCCCUCCCUAAUCAACAGACACGUUGCCUACAGCUCUAAUAAUCUUGUUGAAAAACUACCCUAUCCAUUAAUAAUGGAUCCUGGUCAAACAAUUCCAGCUGAUCAGGCUAUCGUUGACUAUUUAGACGCUAUGGAAACAAACCCUGAUGAUGUUAAUAAUGCUAUAGCAGAAGUAGCAGAAGAGGACAGAAUUUUAUUAACUCGACCCCGCGAUGAGCAAUCCAAAACCAGUAACGGCAGUAGCUCACUAUAUACCCAUAAGAAACCCAAUGUCACAUGGCUUCGCCGCUCUGAGUACAUUUCCGCCGCUCAUGACACACGUUCAACACCCAUUCGUAAAGAAGGUGUUGAAAACAAAUUUGCGAUGUCUGCAGCUGCAGCAAAGAAGCACAGUUAUAAUACGCGUCAAGCACAAAUUGCUGGUAUCGAAAAUACUUUCAAACGUCCUGAAGUAGAAAACUUGCGACAUCCUCAAACAAAAGCAAAAGCAGUCAAGACUACCCCUCUGUUGCCGGAUAUGGAGUGCUGGGAAAAUAUAUAUACAAUUGGGCAGUUCAAUACAGACCCUGCUGAUGAGAAGAGGUUACAAAAGAGAAAAGCACCAGAGGAAGAGCAGAGCAUCGAAGAGCAGAGCAAUAAGAGAGCUCGUUGGUCAGAAAGAGAUGCAACAGAUCGUGGUAUCUUAAGGCCUAUGGUUAAUCCUCAUGAUCCUGAAGAUACAUACUUAGUAUGGUUCUUGCCUGACGAAGACAGCACAAAGAGAUUAGUGAACCAAAAAGAAUAUCCAUUAGAUGGUCUAUCUGAAGAACCUUUAACUUUCCAUGCUGUGCGUGAUUAUGAAUAUCAAAACGAUACUGGUCUUAAUAAUAAAUACUUGAUGAUCGCCUCUCACUGUGACGAUCUUGGCGAAAAGGCAACUUACUCUCCUAUUAGAAGUAGAAUGAUUGUUCGUAAGAAGAGAGCAUUGAGCUCUCGAUACAAGUACUUGGACGACUAUGAAAAGCCUAAUAUUUUAACGGUCACUUAUCAAAAGGAAUAG